Molecule: messenger RNA, 1659 nt
Organism: Alternaria postmessia
Lineage: Eukaryota; Fungi; Ascomycota; Dothideomycetes; Pleosporales; Pleosporaceae
Exons: 2
Coding region: 1-1659 (552 amino acids)
Biological process (GO): amino acid transmembrane transport
Cellular component (GO): membrane
Molecular function (GO): amino acid transmembrane transporter activity
Source: RefSeq, a predicted model, not a curated record
AUGGCCGAGGACAAGAAAUAUUCUGGAGAGUUCGUCCGCGAGACUUAUCCUGGUGACGAUAUCCAACAUGGCCAAGUGACCGACAACUCCGACGACUUGCAGCGUCAUCUUGGUAACCGUCAAAUCCAACUCAUUGCGAUUGGUGGUUCUAUUGGAACUGCUCUCUUUGUGUCCAUUGGAGGUGCUCUCAACAAGGGUGGUCCCCUCGGUAUACUCCUCGCAUACACUGGAUACUCUUGCAUCAUCGCUCUCGUGAACAACGCCAUGGCUGAAAUGGCCAGUUUCAUGCCCGUGUCCGGAGGUUUCAUUCGAAUGGCCGGACACUGGGUCGAUGAGUCCCUAGGCUUCAUGGCCGGCUGGAACUUCUUCUUCUACGAAGCUCUGCUGAUUCCUUUCGAAAUCACAGCUCUCAACAUUGUGCUGCGAUACUGGAGAGAUGACAUACCAGUCGCUGCUGUCUGUGCGGCCGUCAUCGUUCUAUAUGCUGCUUGCAACAUCUUGGCUGUAAAGGCAUACGGUGAGGCAGAAUUUUGGCUCUCUGGAGGCAAGGUCCUGCUGAUCCUGAUUCUCUACUGCUUCACCUUCGUCACCAUGGUUGGAGGUAACCCUCAGAAGGAUGCCUAUGGCUUCCGACACUGGCGCGACCCUGGCCCAAUGCCCGGCAGCAGCGAUCUUGGACGUUUCGAAGGCUUCCUAGGUUCUCUUUGGGCUGCGUCCUUCUGUAUCGUUGGUCCCGAGUACAUCUCCAUGGUCUCCGGUGAGGCUAAGCGUCCUCGCGCGUACAUCAAGACCGCGUUCAAGACUGUGUACUUCCGAUUUGGUGCCUUCUUCAUCCUUGGUGCUCUUUGCGUCGGCAUCGUUUUGGCAUACAACGACCCAGAGCUUGUCAGCGUCUUGGCAGCUGGUGAGAGCAGUGCUGCUGCCUCUCCCUACGUCAUUGCUAUGAAGAAUCUCAACAUCGGCGGCCUUCCCCACCUUGUCAACGCCCUCUUGAUCACGAGUAUCUUCUCUGCGGGUAACACGUACACUUACUGCGCGACUCGCAGUCUGUACUCGCUUGCUAUUGAGGGCCGUGCCCCCAAGAUCCUGCGCAAGUGCACCAAGAACGGUGUUCCGAUCUACUGCUUCUGUGUAGUCAUGAUCUUCCCGUUCUUGUCUUUCCUGCAAUUGUCGGACGACUCCGCCAAAGUCCUGACCUGGCUCACCAACAUCAUCACUGCUGGUGGUGUCAUUAACUACAUCGUCAUGUGCGGCACCUACCUUGCUUUCUACAAGGCUUGCAAAGUUCAAGGCCUCGACCGAAAGACGCUCCCUUACUGCGGUUACUUCCAGCCAUAUGGUACCUGGAUUGCGCUCUGCUUCGAGAUUUGCGUUGUCUUUGUGUAUGGUUACAGCACCUUCAAGCCCGGCAACUUCACCCUUGAGUCUUUCUUCACAUACUACACCAUGGUUGGCGUUGCCCCGAUCCUGUUCAUCUUCUGGAAACUCUUUAAGAGGACCAAGUGGCUGAAGCCACAUGAGGUUGACCUUGUCUGGGAUGCUCCUCUCAUCGAUGCCUACGAGGCCUCCUUCAUCACACCACCUGUCGGCUUCUGGACUGAGAUGUUGCAACUUAUCGGACUGAAGCGUAACGUCCCCGUGGACAAGCGUGCUGUUUGA